AUGGCAGACACUCCGGGUAAGAAGAGUGCCACAAAACGCACAACGCGAAACUCCUUGUCUUGUGCGCAAUGUCGCUAUAAGCAUGUGCGUUGUGACGGCCAAAAACCAAUAUGCACGCGCUGUGAGACGGAGGCAAAAGAGUGUGUUUAUCUUCCUUCACGUCGGCGUGGGAACCCAAAAGUAAAGCAUUCGACAUACCCGGCUGAAGCUCCAGUCCCUGAAAGCUCUAUUGAGUCCUCACUGGACAGCCAUUUUCAAGCAUCUAAUACCUCGCCAUCAUCUUCAACUGCAGCUACCGGGGAAACUGAAGCAUCACUCAAUUUUAGUUCUCAGUAUUUGGCAUUAUAUUAUGACUCAUUUCAUGCGGCACACCCCUGUAUCCUGCCACUUCAUGCGUUGAAGCAGCGACUCAUCGAUCCGACAAUUCAACCCCUUCUUCGGGUGUUGUGCUAUGUUGGGUCGAUUUUUGACAGCUCGAGGCCAUCUGAAAUAUGGUACCAGUGGGCAAAUGAUGCAGUGAGCGAGAUUCGCCUUACCACUCGCUCCCUCACGACUUUCGAUAUUCAAGCUGUACUUCUAUUUGCCAUCGUCGUUUAUUGGUGCAAUGAGCCAGAACGAGGCGUUGAGCUACUUGAUGAAACAAUUCGCAUGGCAGUAUCCAUUGGAAUGAAUAAGAAGGAGUAUUCUAGGACCUAUGGUUAUGGUGAUCCUCUCCUUGAGGAAAGCUUGAGACGCACUUGGUGGGUGAUCUACAUCACCGACGCCCACAUCGCAGGCAGUACGCACACGUAUCCGUUCCGAACUAGUGGGACUAAUAUUACUACGGAUCUCCCGUGUGAAGAAGAUGAUUACGAAACUGGAAAUAUCCCACUUCCAAGAUCUAUUGAAGAUUAUGAAAACCGGGAAUUUUUCACGGAAUACGACUCUAAUUUCUCGUCAUAUGCGGAACUCAUCGGCCUGACUCUUGGAAUUGAUCGGGCUUUAUCGCCGGGGAGUACAACAGACUCUCAAUUAUACAUAGCAAUGGCUUCGGCUUCUGAUACCUGCAUCCGAGCUUGGUACAGUUUGCUACCUCCUUCGAAGAGAGAUCCUAUUCGGCCCGAUGGAUCUGUCGAUGAAGUCAUGUUCAAGGCAUUAUUUAUCAUGCACACCUACACUGUUGAAAUUCACCGACCCCUGUCCGCAUUGACUCACAGUGCAAUCGAAUCCGUCUCGCGCUGUGCUCCAAUGGCACCAUCAGAGCAACUGAAAUGCAAUAACGCAAAGGAAAAAGACCUUCACACACUAAAAUGCACGACGGCCAUAGACAGCAUCGAUGAACUGCUGACUCUGCCAACGAACAUGAAAUCGCACUCUCCAUUCAUCAUUUGCAUGAUCGCCAACCUGGCCAUCGCACAUCUGUCAGCUUGUAGAUUUAUCUAUCAUGGCCAGAGACUGUCACAAAGCCGUGAGAAGAUUCGACUUAUGAUGGGAACUCUGAAACAUCUCAGUGAGCACUGGGUUCUUGGAAAGAGAACUUACCGCGAAAUUGGGAUUGUUGCUCGAGAGUUAUUAUCGCUGGCGAAGGAUGCCCCUGUUAAUUUCCCUACAUUCGAAUUAGCUCUCCCGAAUCCUCCUUCUAUGGAUAUACCUGCUUUGGACAUGCUCCCGGACGGGAACUUUGACUUCUGUGCCUUCUUCGAUGCGGGCACAUCUGGAGUCAACGAGCCUGAUAUGCAUUGUAUUUAG
Molecule: messenger RNA, 1728 nt
Organism: Penicillium nucicola
Lineage: Eukaryota; Fungi; Ascomycota; Eurotiomycetes; Eurotiales; Aspergillaceae
Product: putative C6 transcription factor
Exons: 3
Coding region: 1-1728 (575 amino acids)
Biological process (GO): DNA-templated transcription; regulation of DNA-templated transcription
Molecular function (GO): zinc ion binding; DNA-binding transcription factor activity, RNA polymerase II-specific; DNA binding
Source: RefSeq, a predicted model, not a curated record